This is a messenger RNA of Chiloscyllium plagiosum (whitespotted bambooshark), 2693 nucleotides long. RefSeq names its product arrestin domain-containing protein 4-like. Gene Ontology annotation, biological process: protein transport. Lineage: Eukaryota; Metazoa; Chordata; Chondrichthyes; Orectolobiformes; Hemiscylliidae. Gene Ontology annotation, cellular component: cytoplasm; plasma membrane. Gene Ontology annotation, molecular function: ubiquitin-like ligase-substrate adaptor activity. The record is from RefSeq and is a predicted model, not a curated record.
UCGAACGGAGUGGCGGUCGCCGGGCCGUCAGGUGAGGUUACGCCGAGAGAGAGGGCGGCUUGUUUUCGAGCAUGGUCGAGGCUGAGUGUGAAACUGUUAGUCAGACGGAGGAGUUCCGCACAGUUGGGAGAUAGCAGUGAUUUGUUUCAGCCUGUCCUCCGGAGAGGCGAAGGCGACAAAGGAGGCGCCGGUAUCGAUGUCCGAAUCAGUUGAGUCAAAGCGGCUCGGUUUCUGAUCGAAGGGCUGUGUUUAUUACCCCCCGUCUUCACGGGAGAGCGGCCAUGGGGGUGAAGCUGAGGGAUUUCGGCAUCGUCCUGGUCGGUGAGGAGCUCGGCGGCUACUCGAGCGGGGACCUGGUGUCCGGCCGGGUGCUGCUGGAGCCCAGCGAGGGCCUGGCGGUGACGGCCCUGCGGCUGGAAGCCAGAGGCUGCGCCCGCGUCAACUGGAUCGACAAGGACAAGGCGGCGGCGGCUGUCCCGGGCUCGGCGGCGGUGCCCAGCAGGUACCGGGAGGAGGUGGUUUACCUGCAGCAUCGGCAAACCCUGCGGGAGGCGCCAGGUAAUCAAGGGUACUUCAUAUUGCAACCAGGAAAACAUGAAUUCCCAUUCAGCUUUCAACUACCACAAGGGCCUUUGGUUACAUCCUUCAAGGGGAAACACGGUAGCGUUAAAUACUGGGUGACAGCAAUAUUGGAGCGGCCAUGUGUCCCAAACCAAAUUGUGAAAAGAGAAUUCUCUGUGACAAGUCAAAUUGAUGUUAAUGCACCAAAUUUUCUGUCUUCAGUGUCAAAAAGUAAAGAGAAGACAAUUGGUUGUUGGUUUUUUACCUCUGGACCAAUAUCCCUAAGUGCCAGUAUUGAGAGAAGUGGAUUCUGUAAUGGUGAAGCAAUCCCAAUCUAUGCAGAGUUUGAGAAUUGUUCUUCGCGCCUUAUUAUGCCAAAAGCUGCAAUUUUUCAAACACAGACUUAUCUUGCAAAUGAGAAAACAAAGACCUUUCGACAAGUGAUCGCAAAUGUUCGUGGAAACCAUGUUGCAUCUGGUAGUACAGAGUCAUGGAAUGGGAAAGCUCUUAAAAUUCCGCCAGUUACUCCAUCCAUCUUAGAUUGCUGUAUCAUCAGAGUGGAAUAUUCUUUAGCUGUCUAUGUACACAUUCCAGGUUCUAAAAAACUGAUGAUUGAGCUUCCCAUAGUUAUCGGCACCAUCCCAUACAGUAGCUUUGGAAGCAGAACAUCUAGUAUGUGUAGCCAGUUCAGUAUGGACAUGAGUUGGCUUCAACUUGCCCUGCCAGAACAGCUUGAAGCUCCACCCAACUAUGCGGAUGUUGUAUCUGAGGAAGAUCUUGCCAGGCAAUUUCCAUCCCUCCCGCAGGCUGAUCAUCUGGAGCAUGAAUUUGGGAGCCCAAUGUUUGCUUACAUUCAGGAGUUCAGAUUUCAGCCACCACCAAUUUAUUCCGAGGUUGACCCAUACCCUUCCUUCGCAGAAGAGAUGCAACGAGAAGUAUCAUUUGAAAUUUGACAGUUUUAUAUCUUUUACAUUCGUUCAUCUUUUGGUUGGUUUAAAACUAAGCAUUGAAGAAGUACGGAGCAUCUUCAGCAUUGCAAAAAUAUUUGAAAGGAAGUGAAUGGUGGCCUGUGGUGGGCUGAUCGAUAGUAGACUGAAUUGCAUAAGAGAAUUCUGUUUAGGAAACGAAGGGGCUGAAAGUAGUUGACAUAUUUGCAAGAAGUGUAAGUGUUAAACUUGCACCAAAUAUUGGAAGUAAAUGCAAAGCUUAGUCAACCAAAACACUACAGAGCAAUAAAAACCCCUCCACUCUAAAAUGAGUCCCUGACAGAACCCAAGCUUCCCUUUCAUUUAAGCAACACUUUAUGCUGAAUGGAAGGGGAUAUUCUUGCAAUCACUGGUACAGUAAUAACUAUUAAUGUGAGGAAGGGUUACUACCACUAAAUGACCACUAUGUUUGUCAGUUAAAGGAACAGAAAGCAGUUUGGACUAUUCAAGACAGUUUGUUGGGAAUGCUGAAGAUUAAUGUUUACAUUUGUUUUUCUGUGUUCUGUUAAAACACAUGUACAAUGUUGCCUUUUACAAAGGGUGUUUUUCCAGUUCUCAAAAUUACUGUCAAUACUUUUUUAAUGUCGAGCAAAAGUAAUCACCAUAUCUGUAUUUGUAAAGUAACCAAAGAGUACGAUCUUGGACCUUUUUCAGUUAUAAGUUUGCACUCAUGUAUCUUAAAGGAAAUACUGUGUAUAAUUAUCCAUCUUAUUAUCUUUACAAAUAGUUGUAAAUGGCAAUUUUUGAGUGCAAAAAAAAUUUGUCUAAAUUCUGUCCCAGUACGGGGAAGUGGGAGUUAUUGAUUGAAUGGUUAGAGGGAUCGAGGAGAUACUCAGGAUGGUUAUGUAUGCUGUUAAGUCGUUCAUUACAAAGGACUAUCUAGUGUGCGGCUGUGUUUUUGCCAUGUGUUUUCUAUAAAGGUGUUUGCAUAUUGGUAUUUGAAAGAAUGUUCUUUUGGCUGCGUAAGAAUUAUUGGAUGAUGACAAAGUACUUAAAAGGGCUGUCAUUGAAAUAUAGGGCGAAAUGCCAAUGUUACGUUUAAAGUGUCCCCCUAAAUUAAUAGUAUGCAACCUUUUUUUAUAGAAAAGCCACGUGGGCGGCACGGUGGCACAGUGGUUAGCACUGCUGCCUCACAGCGCCAGAGAC